This is a messenger RNA of Stylonychia lemnae, 1011 nucleotides long. The record is from the annotation of a GenBank genome assembly. Lineage: Eukaryota; Ciliophora; Spirotrichea; Sporadotrichida; Oxytrichidae.
AUGCAAUAAGCAAAUAACUCAACAAACAUUGACGACUACAGCAUGUCUCUUGAUUUUGGAGGAAGUCCGUACAGUCUACAGAACAACAAGCAGCUAAACUAAAGUUUUAAGCUUCCGAGUAACAGUAUGCUUAUUAAUAGCAGCUAGACAUAUGGAUUGAAUGAGGAUCUCUCUGUUUCAUUCAAGAAAUAUGAUCAGCAAUAAUUCUAAGGUAAUUAAGGAAUACAAAAAGUUGUACCCUCCACUCUUGAUGGCUAAUACGGAUAGUAAUAACAGUCUCCAUAUCGAGAUUUUUCAGUCGAUAAGCUCAACUAAAGACACAACAUACCUUCUUCUGGCGGAACCAAUCUCCAGCAAGAUAUAAACAGUUCGACGAAAAAUUUAAAUCCUUAAAUGAGUACACCUUAUCAUACUUACAAAGAAGGGGCUCAUCAAAUUAAAAAUCACGGAGCAGCCAUGCUGAGAAACCACAUAGGAGUAAACUAAAACAUCAUAAUGCUAAACAACUAGGGCUAGUCUGGUCAGACUAGUAUAAAGGCUAGUAUUAAUGGAGGUCUAGCCUUGCCUCCAUCUAUUGGGUCCACUAAUAUUGUACAUUCAAAGAAAAUUUUCUAGGAAAACAAUGUCCUGUAAAGCCCAGGUCUCAUGAAUUAAAAUAAGAAGUCCUCGAUAUUAGACAACAUCUAACCUAUCAGCAUUGAUAAGGGAAAUAUGAUGAUGUCAUAGGCACCGUAGUAAAACUUGAAUAACUCUCAAAUGAAUGCAACAAUGACUGGAAUGUUCAAUCAAGGUUAAUAAAAUUCAUAGUAAUAAUAGAUCUCUUCGAAUUUUACCUCGCCAUUGAUAAAUUCAACUAAGCAUAUGGGUUUGAAUGAUAUCUCAACAACUAGACCCAAUUAAGGCGUAUAAAACUAUAAAUAACAAGAAAGGCAGCUCUAGAGCUUUGCCAACAAAGAAUUAGAUGACUUCCUAAGAGAAGACUAUACAUAGAAUAAUAAAAGAAAUUAUUGA